Molecule: messenger RNA, 1357 nt
Organism: Mollisia scopiformis
Lineage: Eukaryota; Fungi; Ascomycota; Leotiomycetes; Helotiales; Mollisiaceae
Exons: 1
Coding region: 244-1050 (268 amino acids)
Biological process (GO): DNA alkylation repair; regulation of DNA-templated transcription
Cellular component (GO): nucleus
Source: RefSeq, a predicted model, not a curated record
GUAGCAAAUGUAUCUAGCACUGGUUGAAUGAUCAUUUUUUCUAUUCUACAUACAAUCUGUUCUCACAGACGUCGUGACGAUGUUCAGCAAGGAAAGGGCCGACCCGAAACUCAAAACAUGACCAAACGAUGACUCGACGGCGACGACACAUUCCAGACAGGAUGCUACUUCGACCAAAACCCCUUGGUGUUCUCUCCUACCGCUAUAAACUCUUUCUAUACUACUUCCACACUGAAGUAUAUAAUGCCGCCCAAAGCAGCUAAAGCAGCCGCACCAAAGCUCACGCAUUUCCUCUGUCUGCCCCUCGUGACAGCCUCAUCACGACCUCAACUCCAAAAUUCUCUAUCUUCAUUCCGAGAAAAUGUAUCCAAGAUAAAGACCCCGGAGCUCCCAGAUGGAAUUCCAGAAAGAGCUAUUAGACCAGUGGGGACGUUGCAUCUUACGCUGGGUGUCAUGAGUCUCGUGACAGAAGAGAAGGUUCAAGGGGCGUUGAAGUUAUUGCAAGAAAUUGAUAUCAAGGAGUUGCUGAGCGCUCCAAGUCCUGUCAAAUUCUCUGGGAAAGGAAAAGGGAAAGACGAUGCACCCCCAGGGAAAGCGGAGGAAGUAGCAGAAGAUGUGUCCAAGCCAGAACCAUUGAAAGUCACUCUGCAAGGGCUCCGAAGCAUGCACAACGCCUCCAAAACAUCAAUACUCUAUUCCUCUCCUCUGGACCCUGAUCUCAGACUCUACCAGUUUGGUUCAAAACUACGGGAUAUUUUCGCGGAAGCCGAAUUUAUGGAGGAGGUUAAAAGGAAGUUGCUUUUACAUGCUACGGUUCUAAAUACGAUAUAUGCGAAAGGUGUUAAGAAGGGAGGAACGGGGCAUGGGAAGAAAGGUAGAGCGAAGUUAGUGAUUGAUGCUAGGGAAAUUUUAGAGGAAUAUGAGGAGUUUGUGUGGAUGGAGGAUGUCAGGAUGGAGAAGGUAGCAAUUUGUAGGAUGGGUGCUAAGCUUGGUGAGGAUGGGGAGGAGAAGUACGAGGUUGAGGGGGAGAUUGAGGUACCAGAAUUGUGAUAGGCAAUAGUCGGGACAUUGUGGGGUGAUAAUUCAGGGGCAUGGACUUCGGAUGGUAUUGUGGCUUGGAUAUGCAAUGCAGUUGAACAUUUGGGGUUGGGAAUAAGGUUAAUUCACGGCAUUUGGAGUAGAGACCCUGAGAGACCAAACCCCAUGUUCAAUCUUGAAUGGUUUUUUUCUUCGUGUCGUUUGGACUUUGGAAUACGGCAUGGCUUCACAUAGACCUGAAUCAAACCACGAUCAGAUCAUCUCUCAUUUUUGAUUGGGGUGGGGAAAUGCAGGACCAAGAUAUCAUCAUUCAUCAAGA